Messenger RNA from Cladophialophora immunda, 1604 nucleotides. RefSeq lists its product as uncharacterized. Lineage: Eukaryota; Fungi; Ascomycota; Eurotiomycetes; Chaetothyriales; Herpotrichiellaceae. The transcript has 3 exons. The record is from RefSeq and is a predicted model, not a curated record. The coding region runs from base 36 to 1394 and encodes 452 amino acids.
GUUUGGCCUGAACCCUAAGUCUUGUGAAUGAAAAGAUGCCCGCAGUCAAGAUGGUUUGUCCGCAUGCUAUGUCUUCGUCACCAACAUACAACCACCAGGAUGAACCCUUUGUGCUGCGACAAAUUGGGGACCACUUGCCGCCGCAGAGCACACCUACACACGUUGAACAGUCGCACCUCCCCAAAGCCACUUCUGCUGGCGUGGCUGCGCCCUCCUCCCUCACCGAGCACAAUCAAGAAUUUGAAUCUGCAGUGCGCCGCGUCCGAGCAUCCAUACCCUCAUGUUUUGUCGAGCCAUACUCCUGGGUACGCUUCAAAUUGAGCGUGUCUGCCUACCGUCGACUCGAGAAAUUCUUCUCGGACAGCAGAUCUUUCAAUGCCUUAGAGACAUUCUAUUCCUUCUAUGAACAAGAAUUCGCAAUGGGUUGCGAAACAACUCUACAUGCGGUAUUCGGCCCGAUGAUUACGCUUGAUAUACUUGACCAGCUACGUGCUUCUCAACAUCCAUUUGUUCAAGAAUUCGUCAAGGAGAUUAUACUUUCCGCCACUGCACCAACCAAGAUAUCCUUAGACAACACCGCCGAACAGGACGCCAAAAAGAAUACUGAACAGGAUGUCCAAAAGAAUACUGAACAGGAUGCCGACCAGGAUGCCGGAAAGGAUGUCAGAAGGAAUCCCAGAAGGGAUGUCAGAAAGGAUGCCAGGAAGGACGCCGAACAGGAUGCCGAACAGAAUGCCAAACAAGUUGCAGAAUCCAAGACGAUCAAUAAGCACCCCGACGCUUCUCUGGCCCAUCUCUCUGCUCGUGCCCCUGGUAUCAUUAUCGAGGUCGCGCACUCUCAGCGGGCGACAGACCUUCCCAUACUUGCCGAAGAACUUAUCAGGGGUUCUCGGGGGAAGAUUCGAUGUGUUGUCGGCUUUAAACUUCCAUAUCCAACGGGAAAACAGGCCACGGUAUCAGUAUGGCGAGCAAAGUUCACUCCCUCGGGUGAUGGUAGGAUGAAGCUGGCCGUGGAGGACCUAGUGAAAGAAGAGGUUUUUCGCGACAACAAUGGUCUUCCAAACACACAAUCAUCAGGUCUCUGUCUCUCCCUUGCGUACCUGGCACCGACGAGGUCGAUAGCUGAACAGAUAAACGACCUACCUGAGCACGUCACGCAAAUCAGGAUCUCGGCGGCAAAGCUCUGCGAAUAUUUCAACAAGGCGCAAAAUUACGAAAAAACUGUCGCGCUUGACUCCUCUGACGAAAUGGAGCUGGACCUUGAACCGCCAAAACACCCUCGACAUCCCUCUCCGGAGGAAGUCUCCGACGAGCGGUUGAGACAAUUCGAGGAAGAGGAGGAAAGGGAAGACCUGCGACAGGAACAGGGGGAUUCAGACUACAUGGAUGGCUAAUUUCAGUGCUUGAGCAUCGCUGGACGCGUUUCCAUCCACUAGAGGGCAGUGAUCGUUGACCAAGAGGGUGGACAAAGUUCAUGAGUUGGUGGGGAUCUGAUAUGUGGCAACCCUGUACUUGUAGUCUCCCGGAGGAGGGAGGAAUAUGUUCUCCAUGCCCUUAGGCGCCUUGCAAAAGGUCUGAACACUGGGCUCGUGGCUAUGUUCAUA